CUCUCCUAGUCCUUUCAAUCGAAGCGUUAUGUCAAUCGAUUGAGUUUAUCGUGAUAAUUAUCUAGGAACCCGUAUCGCUCUUGAGCCAAUCACUGGCGACGAUUGAUUGACGUAAGUGAUUGAACUCGGGCGCUUGACCGAGUGGAAAGUUUUUGAUCAAUCUCUCUCCCAGUCACGAGCUCGGCGGCGAUCAUGGAGGGUUUCUUCAACACUGAAACACGUUUGGAACGCGAGUUUACUAGCCGGUUGAUAGAUUUAUAUAGGGAUUCCCCUGAGCUGUGGAAAGUGAAAAGUAAAGAUUACUUUAAUAGAAACAAGAGAAAUGCUGCCAUCGAGAAAAUCGUGGAGGUUCUGAAGGAGCUCAAACCGGACUUCACUGUUGAGAAUUUCAAACAGAAAAUUAAUACGCUGAGAACUAAUUUCAACAGGCAACACAAGGUGAUGGAGGAGAAAAGGGCUUCAACGGACGACAUCCCUGAACCUUCUCUCUGGUAUUACUACUCCCUUUAUUUCAUAAGGGAUCAGAAUGAAACAGCGUCGACAGAAGCUUCGGAGCCAAUACUAUCCGAUGACUCGCAGUCACUUCCUGCCCAAACUGCAUUGCCUUCUCCCAUUCGAACUUCAAAAUCUACUUCGAGAAAAAGGAAACAUCAGCCUGAUUCCACUGAGCACCUAGCAGGACCGUCUUCCGAAUAUUUUAUACGACCCGAGGAGGAAGAGGAUAUACUAGCCAAAGGCUGGGCUAUCAAAUUGAAAAGACUGCUUCCAGACCAAAAACUUUUCGCUGAAAAAAUCAUAAAUGACACUCUAUUUGAAGCAGAGAUGGGCACCUUGACAAGGGAGGGGGUGCAUUUUGUGACUUGCCCGCGUUGGUCGCCUUCACCACCUUCAUAGUCACAUUAAUCAGAAACUAACAAGUUGUCGUAGAGGGACCCUUUUAUCAGCAAAAAUUUAAAAAAAAUCAGCAUUUGCCUCGAUCUCAAAUCGUUGACCAGCAUUUCUUGUUACAUUAAUAUCAUUAAUGAUCAUAUCGUUGUUUUUUUUUUAAUUUUUUACCAUAGAUAAGUUAUGUGAAGAAUUGAAUGUGAAAAUAAAU
Messenger RNA from Coccinella septempunctata (seven-spotted ladybird), 1096 nucleotides. RefSeq lists its product as uncharacterized. The transcript is spliced from 2 exons. Lineage: Eukaryota; Metazoa; Arthropoda; Insecta; Coleoptera; Coccinellidae. Bases 193 to 894 code for a protein of 233 amino acids. The record is from RefSeq and is a predicted model, not a curated record.